UCUAGACAGAGCUCGACUCAUCUAACUCGUAUCACCCCAAACAUUCACUAAACCGUUUAAAAUAUCGAAACGAGGCAUUAGGCAUACAGUAGUAUUCAGGGGAUAAGUAUUUUUACUACACGACGUUCUAGAUAGUUAUUCAAUUAUUCUAUCAUAGUAUCGAGGAUUGGGUGAGAACUCUGAGACUGUUUCGAAACAGAUCGAUAAGACAGCCACAUUUUCGUUGAAUGAAAGAGGUCUUUUGCUACAACUAGUUUCAAAUCGAAGCCCAUUUUCACGUGGCAACAUACAUAUCUUAAGGAAACCUCAUAUUUUUCGCAUCAAAUAAGAUGUUCCUUAUAUAUAUCAACACCGUGUACAAUUUUCGUGCAAUGUACCUUGCUAAACAUGUUUGUACCCUCCACUGUUUUAUAGUUUUCAUUAAAAAAAGUACUUUAACCUCAUGACAAAACUGUACAAUUUGCGUUAGGUGUGGCUACUGCUCUCUGAAGAUAGACAUGGAGCAGCAAGUUACGGAAGAACAACCCGUUCAUUUAACGAAAAGUUUUAGUACCCCGUCUCAUUGGCCUACUCUUUUUGUCAAUCAAGAUAUAGAAGUAACCUUCACACUGAAGCUGUUCUCAAGAAAAUAUGUAAAUUUCGUAUCCAAAGUCUGCUAACACAUCACUGCUCCGAUGUAUUAGCCUAAUGUCCUUGUAAACAUGGUCCAACAUCGCUGAAACGAAACUGCAGACUACAGCAGCAGAACCUUGACUCCACAUGAAGCCGGCUUUUGUUUUCCUUCGAAAAGUCUCGCAAGAAACAUUGACCUGCAAUAUAUCAUUUUAGUUUUCUUUUUCAUGAAAUGUCAAAUGUCUUUAAAAAUGAACCUUGUUACAGUAUAAUUCAUUGUAGGUUCAGUAUCGUCGUAGAUUAAAAGAAAUCUUACAAGUGUUAAAUCACACAGGAAAAUACUCACCGGCUUCCGUACUACAAUAUACCCAAACAUUUGUUUCGAUAUCUCUAACGUCUUACGAAAUAUUGAGGAAGUAAUGACGUCGCAACUUGGACGACGGGCAUAUAUAGGCAGUCACGUAGUCAUAUUGGCGAGGAAAAGCGUACUGAUCAAAUAUUCCUUUCGAAAACACUACUGCGACUUUUAAAAAGGGAAUUUCGGCGACAGUGGUAGAAACUCAGCGCACGGUCAAUUCAAAGUCGAUGUAGUAAAAUAUCUUUUUCUGGGACUCUUUGAACUUCCCUCCUUUUAACGAAAGAGUACUAGAGUCGAAGUAGUGCACUUCAUGUGCACACAAAAUGUAUUUCACGAGGAAAAAAGCGUAUCAGUACCACCUCUCCCACUGCUGCAACAUUUAUUGAUGAAACUUUGAAGAAGAUAACAAUGAUACGUCGUACAGAUUGGUUGCAACUAGUUAGAAACCAGAUAAUUAUUCUGCACAUUAUUAUUGGAACUAGCUUUUUAUUUCGUAUUCCUCUUCGAAAAAUCAACAUUAUAAAGUUUUGUGUGUUGCUGGAAAUGAAUCGUCCACGUAUUAGCCACCUAUAAUUAUCACUUGAUAUUAACGGGCACAACUCUUUAGUGUUCACUUUGAGAAUUCAUAGCUAGACUAUAGUUGUUUUCACAAUGAAUGUUUAAUUCUAGCAGUGUGUGAGGUGCUGACCAAUUUUAAUAUAUUCGGAAGUUUGUUAUUUUAUUUACGGGUGUUAAACGCAAUCGGCCAGUGCGAGUGCAAUAUUAAAAACAUUGAUAUUAAAUCCUCGUCCUUUUUUCAAAGUAGCAAUGAAAGUACAAGUACGGCAUGCAUUUGCACCAGUCAGAGCUCACCACUUUUUGCUUUAUUGGACUUUGGUGUUCAAAUUGCAAGCAUUUCCAACCAUCAUUGUUCGUGUAAUAAAUUGCUGUUUCGCUGGAAACACGAAGGAGCAGUUGAAAUGCUUGCAAGUUUACUAAUCAUUAGUUUUUAACGUUUUCAUUAGACAUUGUCGUGCCUCACCUAUUCUUCCAGGCGUACUGUUGAGUGCUUGUUGCACACUCGCGGCUCAUAUCAUUAAACAUAGCAGCAACAUUGACGUUGUGGGAAUUUGUCUUACAAAUUAGUGUUUAUAAUUGGAAAAUCGAAGUGUCAAGGCAGGUUUUCCCGCUGGCGCUGAACCCAUCACUUCUCAUGCAUUUUUAUCACUUGCUGAUUACGAUGUUCACUGCAUGUAGUCUCUAAGCAAAAUGUGUUGCAGAUCUUUCAUUUAUUUUAUAUAACGAUGUUUUUUUUGUUAAGAAGUGGCCUAUUAUUUUUGAAGCAAUUCCGUUAACGAGGCAUAGAUGCUUUUACUCUUUGGCUGAGACAGCCAGGAACUUAACUGGAUCCUUGCCAAUAUGAUGGUUUAAGAAGCUCUCUCGAAGAGUUCUGUCUUGUUUGUGAGUGCACUGAUAGUCGUUGCUGGUCAGAACGAUGAAGAAGCUUGCAUUACCAAAAGGAGGUCUUCAUCCAGCCAUUUGUGCAUUUAUGUAUACAAAAAUGGGUUUGUACCACACCUUUGGUUUUCAGCGUCAACCAUUCCAGUGAUUCAUCGUAUUUAAGAUAUAUUUCCAUGAAGAAUAAGAGAGACAUUUGUAUUUGGAAUUUGACAGUUGUUGCAAUUGUGUUACUCGCUUGCACCACGCAACGUUUUUGUUUAUGGAUUUUUUUUUUCGAGGGGGGGGGGGGGGUGAAGAGGGGGGAGGUGGGCACAUCAGUUUAUCCACAGUUUGAUGCCUGCACCAUGUGGCGAUGACUCAAGCCCAGACGAUGAGUCUACACUCAAGUGUGGAGCUGGACAGUCACAUUCAGACUCUUCCCAUUCCAGCUCGUCCUCAGAACUUUCAUCCUCAUGCUCUUCUGACGAAGACAAACAGAAGCAGUCCCACCAAGAUCAAAACACAAAGGGCUGCAGAGAGAACUUUCACUGGAUUAAGAACUCUUCGAUACCUGUAACGAGAGAAACUGAAAACAGUUGUCUUUUACAAAGUAAGGAAGCGGAAAAUGAGGAGAACCACAGUUUCAGCUACAUCCAGAUAGAACCGUGUCGAGGUAUAAAGAAUGAAGAAAGUGAUUUUCGAAUCCUGGAAUCACCUGUACACAGAGGCAAGGACAUUUCGAGCACUCCAGACUUCAGUAGCAUGAAUGGUCCUACACACAAACCACCACUGCGGGGUUCAGCACAGAAACUGCUGCCCCCAUCAGCCUCCCCCUCCGAUAAAGGUGGCAGCCUUGACCGCCGACGCAAACGUUGUGAUCGAUCUACCCGUGAUUCUAAGUGCCGGUCAUCUGCAGCUCUCCGAUACCGAUCCCCCUCACCACAACAGCGUCUACCAACUUGCCACGGAUCUGUGCACCAUGGUUCUUGGUGUGACCUGUCAAGUUCACACUGCCACCUUCACAACAGCCACGGAUGUAGCUGUGCUCAUGGCAUGCCUACACCUCAGAUAUGCCCAUGCCGCAGUUUUUGUGCUUGUCAUCUGUGUUCUGGCAGUCAGCCUGAUCUGUAUGGAGCUGUCCAUGGGUGCUGGCAUGGUAGCCGGUCAACACUUACCAGCAAGCCCCCAGGAGAAGGAGAAGAGAGAAUUCGAAAACUGGAAGCAGACAAGGAGUCACUCCAGUUACAAGUGAGUGUUCUGACAGAGCAGAUAGAAGCCCAGGGUGACAAGAUAGCUGAUCUGGAGAAGACAUUGGAUGAGAAACGGAAGCAGUUGGAUAACAGCGAGAAUCUUUUACAAAGGGAAAUGUUGACAAGGUCAUCCCUGGAAACUCAGAAACUUGAAUUAAUGUCCACUAUAUCAGAUCUCAAGUUACAAAUGGCAGCUCUUGAACGAGAAAACAUAGAUUUACGAGAGCGACUAUCGGAAGAAAGGCGUCGAAACAAACCACCUCUUGCACCAAGGGCAGCUGCUCAUGCCACUUCCACACCCAUUGGUUCACCAGCAGCAAAUAUGCAGCAGAUACUAGUUGGGGCAUCACCUUCACCAAGUCCAGUUUCGUCCAUGUCAGAUGGCAGUCCACGUCGCAUAGGAAGUCAGUCAAAUAGCGGAGAAGACUACAAGGAUUUACCCCCUCCUCGAACACCACCAGCAAACUACCGACGCAAAGUGGAUCACUAUGGCAGCCUUCCACGGCAGCGAUCUCUUGGAGCUACUAUUGGAAGUUCUGGUGGUACCAGUGGGUCUGCUACUGCACCUGUUCCUCUCAGCCUCAGUUCUGUCACCAUGGAUGGUGUAGCCGCAAGGAAAGGCGUCGCCUUUGCUGAUGCUGAGAGGGUUGUAAUUGAGGAUUCACAUGUAGAAGAAGAAGAGGAAGAGGAAGAUGUAGGCUCAAGCUUGUCACCACAACAAAGUCCACUCCAGGCAACCAGAAACAAAGGAAUUAAAAAGAUAUUUGGCAGGAUGAAACGUAGUGGAUCAGGCAAUCUAGAGGACCUUCCAAUUCCAUCAUUGAUGACAGAUGGAGAGUUUCGGAGGGGAGGUGUGCGUGCUACUGCUGGUCCACGGCUUGGCUGGAACUCACAGCCACCUCCUCCACCAUUACCCGAUGGACCUUUUGCUCAAUGGGAUAGUGACUCCGUUGCCCGCUGGUUGACAGAAAUGGGCUUAGAAUGCUACGCUAUUGAGGCAAAGCGGUGGGUGAAGAGUGGUGCACAAUUGUUGGCUGCAUCACAGCAAGAGAUUGAAAAGGAGCUUGGAAUGAAGAACCCAUUGCACCGAAAAAAGUUGCUGUUGGCACUGGCUUCAGUAUCUGAGAGCCCUGCUGCUCGUGCUGAUCCCCUGCUGGCAGCAGCUGGGCAGCUAGACUCUGCAUGGGUUUUGCGGUGGUUGGAUGAUGCUGGUUUGCCUCAGCACAAAGAGGUAUUCUUAGCAGCAAGGGUGGAUGGCCGCGUGCUUCACCGGCUUGCUGAGCAAGAUCUUGCUUUGCUGCAUGUUACUUCUAGCCUUCAUGUCGCUAGUUUACGGAGAGGAAUUCAGGUUCUAAGAGAUCAUAACUUUGAGCCUGAUUGCCUCAAGAGAAGAUCAUUGCCAGAUGAAAGUAGUCAACCAACACCACAAGAAGUUGCCCUAUGGACAAAUCAUCGUGUUAUGGAGUGGUUACGUGCUGUUGAUUUGGCUGAAUAUGCCCCUAACUUACGUGGUUCAGGUGUCCAUGGUGGCCUAAUGGUCCAUGAGCCACGCUUCACAGCUGAACUGCUGGCGAGCUUACUGUCCAUUCCACCAAGUAAAACAUUGCUACGACGACACCUCAACACACAUUUCAAAGAACUUCUUGGGCGUGAUUGUAUACAAGAGAAGAGGGAAGCUGAGGCAACCCUUGGUUAUGUCCCACUUUCAGCUACAACCAAAGUUAAGCUUGCCAAAAAAAGCCAAUUCACUCUGAAACGCAAGAAGUCAAAAUCAGAACUUGACUUUGGAGAUUUGGUGUGCCCAAUGGAUUCUGCCAAGCAAGGUGAAGCAUCCCAUGGUGAUGGAGCUAUGAAAAUGAACGCACAACAAAAGGCCGGGGUUGUCUCUCAGGUCACUGAUGCUCAAGGCACAGUUCUGAUUCAACCUUCGAGAGACUCACCUCAAGGUGACCGAACAAGCAACGUAUGAAAUUGUAUGAGGAAGCUGAUGCUGUUUUCAUCAGAAUACUAUCCUACUUGACUGCUUCAGGAAUGUACAUUGUAUGGAGUGGAAACAACUGGUGAAUUUUAUCUAUUAUGUUGAAGAUAGUAUCAAUUGCUAGGAAGGAAAAAUAUUUCCACAUAUGUACAUUUCGCGUGUAAUUUCAUUACUGCCUUUUCUCACGCCCCCCUCCCCCAUUUUUUAAGUUCAUGGCCAUUAAACUUCAUUGCAGGACGAAACAUUAAGUGAGUUUUGAUGCAGAUUAAUUAAGUUUUUUAUAAUAUGAGUGCAUAUCACCAUUAUACUUGUGUUGGAAAUAGGUUAUUACAAUUAUAUAUAUUUUUGCACAAAAGUUUUCAAUUUUGUUAUUAUUAUUUGAAAUAGAAUUUUGGCAAUGUCAAGACUAUAACCAAGUACUUACAUAGCCCUAAGUUUCGUAAUUUUAUGAUUAUUUCUCAACAUACAAUAUUUUGCAAAAGAGAGAAGAGGAAACAGCACCUUUUUAUUCCUAACUCUCAUUAAUUAAAAACCAUAUUUUCAGCUCAUUGUAAAGUGUACUAACCCUAAAAAAAGGGCCAGUAUUAAUUGGUAUAUUUUAUAUUUUGUGAGAUUGUUAAAGAACCUCUUUUGUAAAAAUAUUACAGACACUUUAUGAAGCUACCUCAAGCUCAUUGUUAGACAGUUAUCGGUUUAAUGACAGAUUAAAUCAUGAAAGGUAUGCAGAAUAAAUAAAAAAAAUCUUGUGUGUACCUGCAUAUUGAAUUUUCUAGUCCUUUUGACCCUGAAGGAUUUUUGUACUUUUUUUCUAAAGGCAUUUUGUUGAAAGUAUGUAACAACAAUUUUGGCUCUGAAAAAUGUUUAUGCAAAAUAAUCCUGUAACAUAUUGUUUUUAAUUCUGGGACCAAUGUACUAGGUUUACUCAGGCUUCCUAUAGCAUGUGGAAGAAUGUGUCAAAUUCUUGUUGUAAGUACUAUGUACAGGUGGGAGUGUAAAAAGAAAAAAACUGAUGUCUUCCUUUUAUGUGCAUUAUUUCAUCAAACUGCACCUUUAUUAAUGUCAUGUUGAAUGUGUCUACUGUAUUUAGGCACUAUCAUGAUGUGUUGUUGUAAUAAGUCAUCAAUGCCGAGAAUAAUUUUAUUAUAUGUAUGUAUAUAUGUGUGUGGCCAUGAUUGAGGCUGAUGUUAAUUCACUUGUGUAUGUACUAUAGCUCUAAAAAAAUAAAUGACUAUCAGAUUGUGUAGACCACAAAUGGAAAAAGUUACUCUUAUAUCAGUGCAGCAAGCUGAAGAAGUGUCUCAUGUCAUAGUUGGAAAAAGGUACACCACGUGCUGCAAAUUUUCACUUAACUGCUUCUCUAAAAUACUUGUAUGGUAGUCCUUUCUUUGAUUGACACCCAUAAAAAAUUAAAGUAACACUUUGUAAAACCUUUCACACACAGAAAUAUGACAUAUAUUAUGUUUGAAAUAUGAUAUGAAGCUGUCAUGGUUAAGUGAUGUUGCUAGCAUGUGAAUGCCCUUUAAACCAGUGUGUUCUCUCUGUAUUUAAAUUACCUAUUUACACAGUUUGCUACUGAAUUUGUUCCUUAUGCUAACUACAGCAUCAUAUUUCUGGACUUUUGGAGUAUUUAACGGUUGUCUUGUUAUGCUCAACCAUUGCACACAGUGAUUCCCAUGAAUCGAGUUACAAUGUUGUUUAAUGUAUCAGUAUUAAGAGCUUUUACAAAAAGUCCAUUGGGUAAAAAUUAGUCAUUUUCUCCUCCUCAGUGUGUAACAGUUUCAUGAACCUUAAUAAUAACUACUAUUCACUGUGACAUGGACUGUACAUCAUCUUUUGGGUGUAGGAGACAGAUAUCAGUUUCCAGCCAUUUCUUCUACAGCUCACAUAAUCAGUAACCACAUUCUGGGGCUAUGGCCCCUGACAUUUAUCACAGUGUUCCAGACAGUCCCAUUAUUGUCAACAAGCUUCAAAAGGAAGUGCUUUGUGAGGCAGUCAAGACAUUUAGUGGCCCCAGCUAGUUCCUUGUGUCUUGCAGUCACUUAAUUUGGUAGGUCUGAAUAUCUUUAUCUCUGAAGAUAACAUUGAUAAUGAUAAAAGUUAUGCUCUUGGAUAAGACGACUGUGAAAAUGGCAAACCCUCAUUGUCCACCAACUUAGUGUAGCUAUCCUGUUGCAAAGCACAUCUCAUCUAUACCAAAUGACUAAUUAUUGCAAAAUUAAUAGUACCAUAGAAUAUCAAACAACCUCCAACUUCCUCUCUCUCUUCACUUUGUUCUGCUGGAAGGCUUCUUGAGGUUUAUUAUGAAUGAACACCAUGCAUCGGUCAUGUAUGGAAAAAUAUGUCAUUUUUAUGAACAGUUAUCACUGUCUCAGUCCUCCACACUCCAUUGUUGAGAAGAACCAAAACAUGUAAUGUAGAACAUUUUCCAUUGUCAGUAUACAUGAUCGAUAGUUCAUUGCAAUACACUUGUGAUAUCUGGAACAUACUUCACUAGAUGACUUGUAUCUCUGUAGUGAAUCACCCUCAAUUUGCCACAUCAAUAUUGUGCUCCAUAUCGCACAUGAUGAACGAAUCAGGCUUUGACUGUGAAUCUGUGUGAACACUACACAUGUACUCUCCCCAUUCCACACCAUAUAAAAGGGCUUAGGUUGCUAUUAACUCUGACAUGCCAAGUUCCUUUUUUUUCAUCAAAUGAGUUUAUGUAAUGUAUUAUUAAUCAAAUGUAGUAUAACUGAGCACUGUGAAAAAGAGUGGCAAAUACUAUUACGAGUAUGCCAAAGAUGGAUUUUUCAAGAGGAAGAUCACACAAAUUGGAAAAUAUGGUGGAAUUUCUGGUGCAACAGACUACUCCAAUGAGAUGACAAAAAGUUUAUUCCUGAUAAGUGCAGAGGAAGAGGGGGGAGAGGGAGUCCACCUUUGAUCUGUGGGCCAGUGAAUGUUAGAUGGAAGGACAUGUUAAAGUGGAUACAGUCUUAUAGAUCACAACUUAUUUCAGUCCAUCUCAGUACCAUGAGGCUAAUUAUUAAGGCUAGAACCUAAAAAAAGAGACAUAGAGAAAGAGAAGAAUAUUCUUUUCCACAAUUUCAAUCACUUGUCUUCAACCUGUGCUGCCUUUUGAUAAUGUGUAAGCCUGAUAUGCAUCAUGCAAAAUUUCUGCAGUACUCCAAAAUGCCAACUAACUUAGUAAUCGAUCAAGUAAAAUAAAACUUACAGAAUCAUCUGAUCAACAUCAGGUGAAACUCAGUAUGAGGGUGUAACAUCUCAUUUGCAAACUAGGAUGCUGUGUACUCCUUUUUGCGUGUAAUAAUGUUCAGUGGUUACAGUAAGAGUUCAGACAGUUCCUCUUUCCUGCUCAGCUUCUCUUAUUCGUUCAACUGCUUCCUCUUGUUAUUUUACUUUCAUUCACAAGACGGAGUUCCUUUUUUUGUUUUCUACAUCUUGCCUUAGGUCGCUUUCCCACAGGAUAAAAGCAAAUUUGGAACUCCUUUAAUAAUGGAUCUCUUGAUAUGGAAAUUUAAUGGCCAUGAGGUUUUGGAAACAUUUCAUUCUUAGUAUUUCAUCACAAAAAAUGAAGGAAAAUUUGGUGGGUUUUAAUAACAAGAUGUUGCCUCAUUGGCUACAGGGUCUGUCUUCUGUUGGUCCCAACAUUUUCUGGUCACAUAUUCUUCUUUGGUCACAUAUUCUUCUUUCAAUAACUGUACAUUGUAUGUGUGAAAAACGUCAAGUUGCACUGUGGUUCAUAGUUCUUGUUACACUAUAACUCCCUCUCUAACAGGUUAGGUAAGGUAGUUUGAAGGUCACAGAGGGCCCAGUAAAACAAUGUGAUGUUCAAAUCAAUCUUCGGGUUGAGGACAGCUCCUCUUUUUUGAAAAUACAAAGUAACAAAAAAUAAGAAUCCUUAUGUCUUAUAUUUAGUUCAGUUUUUCAGGAGUUCUUUGCUUUCAAAUGGCAGAACUUAAUUAUACCUUUUCAUUAACUAGACGAUAGUGAAAAUUUAUUUUUGUUGCAUCAUACUUCAUUAAUGCUUUGUCAUUUCUCUUUAUUCAUUACUGUACUUGCUGUUGCUGUAGUUUGUAUGUAUGUGGAAAAUACAGAUUGCCACUGUAUUUCUUUCUUCAUAGAAACUAUAGAUGAGUUGAUAUGUGUGGAAGACAAGUAUCAGUAUCAUUGGAUUGUAUGCAUCUUUAUCUUGUAAACAAGUCAUCUUGAUAACUAUAGAGUUGCUACAGUAAUCCACAAUUUCUCUGGCUGAUGGUGGAUGUAGUUCAUUACAAACUUUUCAUCGUUCAUUUUGUAAAUCAAUUUCAACAAAUAGAAACUAAAAAAAAAGAUAAUCACUAGCAUGCAGGUGAUGGUGGGUGGCACGAAGGCACACCUCAAUGAUAAGAAAAUAGCACUAGCUUGUGAGUUUUGGCUUUAACAGAAUUGUACUAAUACUAGAAAAAGACCUAAUAAGGGCAGCAAACUAGUACUAUUCUGGAUUUUAAGCAUGGCUGUGUACUGUCCACUAUUCACCAGCAGUGGUGGAGUGGUUAACUUUCUCACUUUUUGUUUUUUGACCUCAUCGUAGUUUCCGCACCAUAAAAUGUUUUCCAUAUCAUAUACAGAUACUGAUACGAAAUAACUCAGAUGUUGUCACUGGUGUAUAAACUGUUUCACUGUAGGCUACACGCUACUGCACAGUAAAAUAUUAAUUAUUAAAACAGAAAUUAUCACAAGAAACCAUUGCACAGCCUGAUGUUAGAUACUUUUUUUGUUAAUAAAUGUUAAGGCUCCACAAUAAAGAAAACAGAAGCAUACUUACAAAAAUGAAUCAUAUGUGGAUUUCAGAACAGGAAAAAGUAGAACACAUAUGGAAAAGAGACCACAGAGAAUGUAUGAUACAGAAAAAAAAGUUGUGUACAUGUAGUGGAAGAAUUUAAGUAGAUGACAAAGGUGAUUCUGAUUAAUUGCAUUAAACGAAAUAUAAUUUAAAUGUACACAGCUACAUCAUUAGUAGUCAGCUGAGACAGUGUAGCCUUGCAGUGGUGUGUGUGUGUGUGUGUGUGUGUGUGUGUGUGUGUGUGUGUGUGUGUGUGCGUGCGCGCGCGCGC
Messenger RNA from Schistocerca gregaria, 10710 nucleotides. RefSeq names its product liprin-beta-1 (gene Liprin-beta). The record is from RefSeq and is a predicted model, not a curated record. Bases 2744 to 5608 code for a protein of 954 amino acids. Gene Ontology annotation, cellular component: presynaptic active zone. The transcript is spliced from 16 exons. Gene Ontology annotation, biological process: neuromuscular junction development. Gene Ontology annotation, molecular function: protein binding. NCBI's taxonomy places the organism in Eukaryota, Metazoa, Arthropoda, Insecta, Orthoptera, Acrididae.